Aspergillus uvarum CBS 121591 is the source of this 1083-nucleotide messenger RNA. Its product is annotated as Gfo/Idh/MocA family protein. Gene Ontology annotation, molecular function: nucleotide binding. The transcript is spliced from 4 exons. Lineage: Eukaryota; Fungi; Ascomycota; Eurotiomycetes; Eurotiales; Aspergillaceae. The record is from RefSeq and is a predicted model, not a curated record. The coding region runs from base 1 to 1083 and encodes 360 amino acids.
AUGGUUCGUUGGGGAAUCUUAGGAACCGGCGAUAAUGCCACCAAAUUCGUCAAAGACCUUCUCAUCGACCCUGCCACGCGUGAUGUCCACGAUAUCACCCACGACAUCGCCGCGGUCGCUUCGUCCAGCGCGAUAGAAAAAGCUCAGAAUCUCCUCUCCACUACCAACGCUCCGCCCACAGCUCGUGCCUACGGUUCUUACGAGGCUCUCGUCGCCGAUCCCACCGUUGAAAUUGUCUACGUCGCUUCUCCUCACUCACAUCAUUUUGCCCACACGCGUCUGGCCUUGCUCGCCAACAAACACGUCCUUGUGGAAAAGGCUUUCACAGUGAAUGCCGAGCAAGCUCAAGUGCUCGUGGAUCUGGCCAGGAAACGGGAUCUCUUCCUCAUGGAAGCUCUUUGGACCCGUUUCUUCCCUCUAACCCAGCACGUACAACGUCUCGUUCGAGAGGGAACCAUCGGGACGGUGCAGCGGAUCGUGGCAGAUCGGAACCUAGGUCGCAACGUGGAGGAACUGUAUGGCACCGAGCAUCGCCUGGUCAACCCCGCCUUGGCUGGCGGCGCGCUGCUGGACUUGGCCGUCUACCCACUGACCUGGGUCUUCCUCUUCCUGAGUCCCGACCAGCCUCUUGUUUCCGUUCCCCUGCAAACGGCUGGCUCCGUAAUCAAGUACACAGAAACAGCGGUAGACGAGACUGUGACGGUCGUCCUCACUUCCCCUGAAACCAGGACACAGGGUGUUGCGACGGCUAGUCUCCGAGCCACUGCAGAUCCGAAGGAACCAGGUGUCCGCAUUCUUGGGACAAGAGGACAGAUCCAAGUAUUUGGACCCGCAGCGCGUCCGGAUAGUAUCAGAGUGGUGGUCUAUGGGACCGCGGAAAACGCCUCUAAAACCGCAUUUCCGAUCCCGGUGGGCCAUGGACUGUUCUGGGAGGCAGAUGAGUGUGCCCGGCGCGUGCAGGCUGGCGAGCGCGAUUCGCCCGUUAUGCCCUUGGCAGAGACGCUAUUGAUGAUGAGGGUGUUUGACCAAGUUCGUGAGCAGAAUGGAUUGCACUACCCCGAUGAGAUUGAAGCAAUUGCAUAG